Molecule: messenger RNA, 3342 nt
Organism: Petromyzon marinus (sea lamprey)
Lineage: Eukaryota; Metazoa; Chordata; Hyperoartia; Petromyzontiformes; Petromyzontidae
Source: RefSeq, a predicted model, not a curated record
GUAUAUUAUAAUUCUGUUUGGAUGGAGAAACUCUGUCCAGCUUUCGAAAGGCUAUGCUGGCACGUCAUCAUCAAGUAAUUUCUUAUACCCAUAUGUUAACCCAUACUGCUGUGGUGUAAUGGUUGCAAUCCACAGCUCGCCAGUUCAAUCUCUCAGCGUGGCAGUUGAAACAGUGUGUGUUUGUCUGAAAUCAUUCUGCCUCUGUUCACCCAACAGUAUGAACGGAUACAUCAUAGUUAGUCGAUGGGCCGGUUGUGUGUGGUUGAGUUAAGUUUGGCUACUUUCCACCUCUUUAAAAACAUAUGUCCAGCGCCUCUUCUAGUAGAGACCCUUCCGCUCGAAGUGGUGUGGCCAAGAAAUUGCAGGGCUGCACCUUGGCCUCUGACUUCUGUCAAGGCACAGCCCUGCAAUGGAUGAAGGCCACCCGAAAAAAGUUCAGGUCGUGGGGGGUCAUUUGACCAUACGUCACCACGCCGGUCAGUGCGGUUUGGUGAAGAUGGGGAGCGUAGACGUGGGACCACAGGAGCAUGGGACAACUGAUUUUACUGCACUGCUGUUUUGCCACACACAAUUAAGUCCCGCAACAGGCCACAAUCCCUGUUUUAUGCACAGUGUUUGGUGGUCAAAGCACUAUCCAGCCUCAACUCUGCUUCACCUGCAAGAUCUGAUAAAAACCAGGGGCAUGCCGGGUGAUUUGGUUAUAGUCGUUUGCCACGUGUGUUUGUGUUUUAAUUCCUUCUGCAGGAACUUGGCCAUCUGCCCGAUCACAAGAGUCUGGGCCGGGGUUUGUUUUUAAAGCCGGCGCCGCCGCGGGGGUCUCACGAUUUCCCCCGGCUUCCCCCGAAGGACCGCAGUUGCAAUCUACGAGCAGGGGCCAUGUCCCAGACGUGGCACGAGGAGCGCUCGCAAUCACGGACACCACCUCGGGGCGAGCAGAGGCUCCGUCCGGCGACGUCAACGGUGGAGUGACCCCGACGUCGGUCGAGAUCCACGGGGCUCCAUCGACGGAGCGGUCCAGGACUGGAAUGUCGAGCGACGGCAGAGGUGGGGGGGGUGCUCGGAGACGACACGAUGUGGGCCCAGCGGCAAGCGCUUCCGAAGACUCCAUCCCGACGUUGGUUGGACUUCAAGGGCCCUCACCGGCGGAGGCGCGGUCCGACUCUCGUGAGGCGGCCACUGCGGGCAACGGGUUCCAGGUGCAAACUUUGAGCGGCGAGGACGGCGGAGCGGGGUCCACGAGAGACCGCUUGAAGAGACAGGUGCAGCAGCUGUGCGCGUUCCUGGAGGUGUCGGGGCAGGCGGAGGAGCUGGUGCUGAGGAGGAGUGGUCUGGACGGAGAGCUCUUCUCCCCGCUGUCGGUGGCCAUCGCGCGAACGCCAUCGUUCCUCUCCACCCUCAACCUGAACCUCAACGUCCUGAGGUCGCACGGCGCCCGGCUGCUCGCCACGGCGCUCGCCACGCAGAGCCGCCUGAAGACCCUGCUGUUGUUUGGGAACCAGAUGUGCGAUGACGGCGUCUGUGCUGUGCUGCAAUCUCUGACAUCGGCGAUCGCGUUGGGCGGCCGCCUGCUGGAGCUCGACGUGGGGGGGAACUGCCUGACGGGCGUCGCGCUGGGGGAAGUCGCCUCGUACCUCCGCACCAACACCGCCCUCACCGAGCUGGGCCUCUCCAGAAACCCAGACGUUCUUCCAGAGGACUGGGCUCCGCUCUUCGAGGUGCUGGCGCUGCCGGGUUGCGGGCUGGCGCGCCUGGCGCUGGAGGAGAAUCGGCUCGGCGAGCGGGGCGCGUCUCUGGCCGCCCGUGCCCUCGCGUCGAACCGCAGCCUACGGGCGUUGGAGGCCGAGGAGAGCGGCCUCGGCAGCCUGGCCGCCCUCACCGAGGUGCUGUCGGCUCUGCAGGCCAACACGGGCAGCCGGCUCGGCUACCUGUCCCUGGACGACUCUGUGGAACGGAGUGAUGAUGCUCGCCGCAUUUACCGGCAGCUCCAGCGCCUCACCGCUUCACGGGGUGGCCAGGUGGGGCCCGACCCCCCACCCACGGCUAGACGCGUGGCCACAGGCAACGCCGCGGCUGAAGGGGGGCCGUGAGGUGUGUGUGUGUGUGCCGGUGCGGAGAAGUGUGCACAGGUUAAGAUCUGCCUGCUGGGGGCAUUGACAAUACCGACAGCGGUAGCAAUGAGUUGUAUUCAUAUUGACCCUUUCCCGUUCCGAGACGUCAAGUUUGCAGGGUGGGUCCCUUUCACCUCUGAAUUUCGGAACGUGCAAGCGGUUGUGUAAAUUUUAUUUGAGAGGCGUAGCGCCGUUGUUUUAAAGACAUUGUUAUUCACUGCAGAGAAGCAUAGCGGCAUAACUAUACUCUAUAAUAGCUCGUAGGAGCCUCGAUAACGAUAAAGUUAUUUCAUUUUUUCUUCCGGUUUACUUUUGAUGUACACGUACGUCAUCGGAAUGGGAAAGGGUUUUGCAGACCAAUAUAAUCCAGCAUAAUUUAAGGAAUUUAAUUCUGCAGCGGUUUUGUAAUUUUUGGUUUCAUCAGUUCAGUCUGGCCUUUUAAGCAAAUGCUGCUGGGUUAUUAUCUUAUUGGCCAGAGUACUCCCCCUAUCAGGGGUGGGGAACGUCCGGGCCGCGGGCCGUAUGAGGCCCGCUAAAUCAUUUGGUCUGGCCCUGCCAAGGCAACCGCACGACUCGAAAUUCAAUAAAUCUCGGCGCUUUUUUAUAGCAACAUUUAUUUAAUUUUGUAUGGCCCGCGAAUGAUGUUAUAAAUAUCCAAAUGGCCCUUGGCAGAAAAAUGGUUCCCCACCCCCGAUUCUAAACGAUGGGGUACUGUCCCAAAGCUGAAAGCAAUAUUGUAUAAAAACUGGUUUUGCGUUGUUGCGUUACAUUAAAUGGAUCUGAGUGUGUUGAUAUUACACGUGCAACAAUGCAUCCAUGUAAAAUUAUCAUGCUCAUGAUGUAUGCAUUUUCUCUCGUGUCCUAGAAUUAUGCAUAAAUCACGCCAUAUGUAUGCAAAUGAUGUACUCAUAUAACAUUGAAGCAUAUGUAGCGUACAAAACUGUACAAAUGUAAUGUAAAAAUGAGAAAAAAUCUGAAUAAAAUGUUGAAAACAAGACGAAAAAUCACAUACGGAAUCAAAUGAUAUAUGAAUUCUUACAGGCCCAAUCCACAUACAGUAGUGAGAGCUGAUUUAAAACACUCAACAUUAGUGGCCUCGAGCAAGUGGUGGAUAUUUCACAUUCCCAUGGUGGGGCUGUUGCACUGUAAACAUGGGGAGGGAAUAGGGGCACCACGGUGGCGAGAUAUUAGCGACCUCACCUGGUGUACAGGAGGUCGUGGGUUCGAUCCCAAC